AUGUAUUUACUGACACUACUUGCCCUUAUCGGGUCGGCGUUCGCCGUACCCUUGACAGAAUUGUCGGAACAGAGCCAUGCUGAAAGAUACGUUCUACCCAAAACUGUGUUGCCAUCAUUCUACGACGUCGUUCUCUUCCUGGACCCCGACAAUGAAGCAUACUUCGAAGGAUCAGUUGACAUCAGGGUCAUUCCCCUAGUUGCAACCAAUGAAAUAGUUCUACAUGCUAUGGAGAUGACAAUCGACCCAUCUAAUAUUGAAGUGUUCACUGAUACCCAACCUUCAAACAAUUUAUUCAGUUCACACACAUUGGCUUCUGAUGACACACAUUUACUCAAGAUUCAGUUGAGAGAAACAGUACCAGCUGCUCGUGUACACACCAUAAGGAUCAAAAACUUCAGAGGCCAAUACGCAAGUAAUAUGUUUGGUAUUUAUGUGUCCACAUACGCAAAUGCCGCAGGUCAGACGGAAAAACUCAUUACAUCACAACUGCAGCCUACUUUUGCCCGCCGUGCGUUCCCAUGCUUCGACGAGCCUUUCUUCAAGGCCAGGUUCAGGACUACCAUUUACACCCGACCCAGUUACACCGUGGUUGAGAGUAACAUGCCCUUGAGGCCUGCUGAUAAUUUGUUGAAAGAAGCAGUUCAGGGAUGGGAUAAACAUGAGUUCCAAGACACCCCAGUGAUGUCCACAUACCUACUGGCGUACCUUGUCUCGAACUUCCAAUCAGUUAGCAACGCUAACGCACCCAUCUUCAACGUGCCAUUCAAAAUUUGGUCCAGGCCUGGUACUCAGACUUCUGCAGCAUUUGCCCUGGAAUUCGGUCAGCAGAACAUGAACAAGCUAGAAGAAUACGUUGAGUUCAAAUAUGAUUUCCCUAAACUGGACAAAGCCGCUGUUCCUGACUUUGCUGCUGGUGCCAUGGAGAAUUGGGGACUGGUCAUUUACAGAGAAGUGGCUCUUCUGGUGACUCCGGGAGUGACAACCACCGCUGCAAUGCAAAAUGUUGGUAGAAUCAUCUGCCACGAGAAUGUUCACCAAUGGUUCGGUAAUGAAGUCAGCCCUGUCUCUUGGACUUACACCUGGCUCAACGAGGGCUUCGCUAACUUCUUUGAAAACUUCGCUACUGAUUUGGUGAGACCUGAUUGGCGUAUGAUGGAUCAGUUCGUCCUGGCUCUCCAGAACGUUUUGCAGUCUGACGCUGUCCUCAAUGUGAACCCCAUGACCCACCCUGUCUACUCACCAUCUGAAAUCAUUUCAACUUUCAAUGCUGUGGCCUAUCAGAAAUCUGGUUCCGUGAUUCGUAUGAUGCAGCAUUUCCUUACACCAGAAGUAUUCCGCAAGGGAUUAGCCAUCUAUAUCAAAAAACAUUCUCGAGAAGCAGUCGUCCCCUCUCAACUGUACACUGCUCUCCAACAAGCUUUGGAUGAGUCUGAACAUUCUAUUCCUUUCCCCUUAAUCGAAGUGAUGUCUCGAUGGGUAUACCAGGGUGGUUUCCCAGUCCUGACCGUUACACGAAGUGCUGCAACUGCUCAGUCAAUCGUUGUGGCACAGGAACGUUACCUCACAGACAAUAAGCUGACAUCUCCAGACCGCUGGCACGUACCCAUCAACUGGGUCCUGUCCACAAACCCUGAUUUCUCAGACACCAAGCCACAAGGGUGGGUACGUCCCACCUUCCCUGCACUCUCCUACGACAUUCCCGGCCUGGCACAAGCUAGUUGGUACAUCCUCAACAAACAGCAGACUGGUUACUAUAGAGUGAACUACGAAACUUCGAACUGGGUUGCGUUGGCGACCGCAUUGGAUAUCGACCACAAUGUAAUCCAUGUUCUGAACCGUGCCAAUCUCUUGGACGACGCUUUCAACCUGGCCAGAAAUGGACGUCUCAAUUAUCAAGUUGCCCUAAGCUUAUCCAGGUACUUGGUCAAGGAGGAAGACUACAUUCCAUGGGGUGCCAUCAAUCCUUCAAUCACUUACCUCGACUCAGUCCUCAGUGGAUCAAGCAUUUACAAUUUAUUCCAACAAUACAUUCUCCAACUGACAGCUCCAAUGUAUGAGAAACUUGGAUUCAUAGCAGGUAAUCAAGAAGAACACGUAACUCCGUACCAUAGGAAUAUCAUUUUGGACCUGAACUGCCGUUACGGUAAUUCUGACUGCACCAAUACUGCUCAGAGUCUACUCGAAACCUUCAAGGAUAAUCCAAAUGAGCCCCUCAACUCUGACAUUCAGAAUCUGGUGUACUGUGCUGGUCUUCGUGGAGGCAGCGAAGAGAACUUCAACUUCCUUUGGACCAGAUACUUGAACAGCCAAGACCACAGCGAGCAGUCUAUUCUUCUGAAUGCUCUUGGAUGCACCUCUAAUGCGGAACGUCGUUCAUUCUACCUGAACCAAGUUAUCAGUGACUCAUCUCCUGUAAGAGAACAGGAUAGACACACAAUCUUGGUGUCUGUCACCAACGCCAGUCCCGAGAACACAGAGGCUGCUCUUGACUUCGUCGUUGAGCACUUCGCGGCCAUCCAACCAAGAGUACAAGGUUUGACUGGUACCACGAACAUCCUGAACGCAUUCGCCAGAAGACUUACAACUCCAGAACAUUCGAACAAGAUCGAUGAGCUACACAGUCGCCAUCAAGCCAUUUUCACCGCCGGAGAGUUGGCUUCAAUCGCUGGAAUCAGAGAAAAUAUCGCUGCCUCUAUUACUUGGAAUAAUGAAUACGCAGCAAUUGUCGAGGACUGGUUCCAGGACAACUUUGGCGGCGAUGAUGGCAGCGGCGAAGACCCUGAUGAUGGCAGCGGCGAAGACCCUGAUGAUGGCAGCGGUGAGGAUUCCCCUGAUAGUGCUCCCGCCCUAGUAUCAGGCCUUGUAAUCUUAAUUUCGUUCGUAGUAUCAUUUUUCAAUCACUAA
Spodoptera littoralis (African cotton leafworm) is the source of this 2907-nucleotide messenger RNA. The record is from the annotation of a GenBank genome assembly. Lineage: Eukaryota; Metazoa; Arthropoda; Insecta; Lepidoptera; Noctuidae.